AUGACCUGGCCGCCGGGCCGUCUGGCCAGUCACUACGGCGUGUCAAAAUCGCCGUUUACUGUGGGAGCCCAAUUGGAAGCCCUUUCCGCGGCUGAUGUCCGACAAAUAGCAUCCCUCGCUCGUCUCGAACUUUCCGACGCGGAAGUGGAUGACAUGCGGUCCCAACUUUCCGACAUCCUGGACCGAUUUCGGUCAUUGGCCGAGGUUCCGACGGAUGGCGUGGAGCAGACGGGCCACUGGGCAAACAUUCACUCCGUUACCCGCCCCGAUCAACAGGGCAGAUCCUUCAUGCGCGAUGAGACGGUGGCCAACGCGCCAGACCACGACGGCGAAUUUCUUCGCGUAAAGCCGGUUCUAGAGUAG
Geodia barretti is the source of this 363-nucleotide messenger RNA. The record is from the annotation of a GenBank genome assembly. NCBI's taxonomy places the organism in Eukaryota, Metazoa, Porifera, Demospongiae, Tetractinellida, Geodiidae.